This is a messenger RNA of Epithele typhae, 1095 nucleotides long. RefSeq names its product NAD-P-binding protein. Bases 1 to 1095 code for a protein of 364 amino acids. NCBI's taxonomy places the organism in Eukaryota, Fungi, Basidiomycota, Agaricomycetes, Polyporales, Epitheliaceae. The transcript is spliced from 5 exons. The record is from RefSeq and is a predicted model, not a curated record.
AUGACGACAUCCCGCAAGACGCCCAUUUUGCUCACUGGCGCCACCGGCUACAUCGGAGGCGCCGUCCUUGCGCAUCUACUCAACCAUCCUAACGCGAGCAACUUCGAGAUAUGCACCAUCGUCCGUAACUCGGCGAAGGCCAGCGCGUUACGGUCCAAGUUCGGUGUAAAUGUCGUCGAAGGCACCUUCCAAGACCUUGACAAAGUCGAGUCUCUGGCCGAAAAGUCGCAUGUCAUCUUCCACCUUGCCGACGCAGAUGACGAAUCAUUCAUGAAAGCUAUUUUGGCGGGCAUGCGCAAGAGGCACGUAACGCUUGGCGACCUCCCUGUCUUGAUUCAUACUGCAAGUUCUGGUACAGGGGUCAUCGUCGACGAUGCCCGUGGUGCGUUCGCAAGCGAGACGAUCUACAACGACAACGACGUCACCCAGAUGAAGUCCAUUCCGGACACGGCGUUUCAUCGUAACGUCGACUUGCUUGUCUUCAAUGCGGAUACCGAAGGAUACAUCCGCGGAAACAUCGUCGCUCCAUCUACUGUCUAUGGGAUCGCGAAGAACGCCCUCGUGAACGCUGGCGUUGCCAACGACCAUUCCAUCCAGAUCCCGAUUCUUGUCAGGGCUUCGCUUGCAAGAGGACGCGCUGGAGUGGUUGGAGAAGGAAAGGCGAUCUGGCCGGACGUCCACAUUGAUGACCUCGCGGGCCUCUACAUUUCCAUCUUCAACGCCAUUGUCAACAAACCGGACACCACGGGCCAUGGGUUCGAGGGCUUCUACUUCGGCGAGAACGGCGAACACUCCUGGAUGUCAAUUUCGUGCGCCAUCGGAGAUGCGAUGGUCGCUCUCGGAUACACCUCCGAUGCCUCUCCCUCGCCCUUCUCGACCGAAGAGCUCAUCAAAUACUUCGGGAGCGAGGCAGCGGGCUUGUACUCGGGGACGAACGCCCGCUGCCGUGCUGACCGCGGCCGCGCUCUGGGCUGGAAGCCGAAGUAUACGACGUUGGAUAUGCUGAAGAGUGUACGGGAUGAGGUGGAACAUUAUGGCGAGCUUAUGAAGGGGGGCAAGCUCGACUUCAAGUUCGAGCCGGCGGCUGGGAAGUAG